Molecule: messenger RNA, 1267 nt
Organism: Aureobasidium pullulans EXF-150
Lineage: Eukaryota; Fungi; Ascomycota; Dothideomycetes; Dothideales; Saccotheciaceae
Exons: 1
Coding region: 233-1201 (322 amino acids)
Source: RefSeq, a predicted model, not a curated record
CGACCGCACAUCACAGCACUCAGGAUCGCAAGUCAGGGACCAAGGGUGACUUUUAACAUAUUGAUCAAAUCCCUUCCUUGCUUCCUUCCUUUCUUUCUUUCUUCCUUCCUUCUAAACAUCAGUAACAACAAAUGUCGAACACCUGGUCCAAGACCUCAUCACCACAUCUCAGCAAUCGCGGUCCAUCACGCUGCCACUGCUGCUGUACUGCAGCAACGCAGAACAACCACAGAUGGAGUCAUGGGGGAACUUGCUAAGCAAUCUCGAAGGCGACGAGAUUGAAGGCAUCUUCCAGUCCGUCUCCGACCACCGUUUAGACAAUUCAACCGAUACCACAAGACCUUCACUCGACGGAGUGAGACAUGAUAGUGGUGUGUCCGUUAUCUCUGCGAAAGAAGAGGACACCAAGACCGCGCCUUCUCCCCAAAACACCACUUCCUCGCAUGAAACUUCUGGAUCUGUGGUUGCCAAAGCAAGCCCAACGAGAGAAGACUUCGACAACGCCCUCUGGGUGACCACCAAGGUCAAUGGAAUAACGCAAUACCGAGCUCCUCGCUACACCACAUCGCCCACGACCAGUCCACCACACAUAACCAUCCUCAACCCUUCGAUCGCCAAAGAGAGUACUGCGAUAGAUCUCUCCAUCUCCCCGUCUUCAUUCGCGCUCCAAUGCGCAACAGCCGGCUUCUCCAAAACACUCUGCUGGGACACCAACCCUUGGAACAUCGAAGGCCUAAGACGAAGUUGCGUGAAAAACGAAUGGAACCUCCAAAUCCACCAUGGCGACGACCGCCAAUCCAAGAGACUGAAGUCAUCUCUGAGAUCCAAGAUUGUGGCCUUUGUCGAGGGUCAGGACUCUGCUUCAUCGCGGAUUGAAAAGAUGCGGGAUCAACUCCCGCCAAUCAGAUGUGUGAGGUGUGAAGAUUCGAGCACAUCGCAAGCGACUGCUGCAGCGGCUUUGGAUCCAGCGCUAGGCGGAUGGAUAUACGUGCAAGCAGCUUUUGGCACCGAGUUUGUGAUGGCUAGCGCCAAUCAGAUAAGAGGCGAAUUUGAAGAGAUGAUCAAUGUUUUGGACAACACAAGAGGGUUUUGGGAAGCUGUGAGGAGGCCGAGGAUAGAGUAUAUUCAACGAGGAGGAUCACAUGCUGCUGGCGUGGUUAGCUGUGUGAUUGUGAUCUAUAUACCGCCACUUCGAAUAUAAAGGUCGUUCAAAUCGUGGUCUCAAGAGAGCAGACAUGCAUAAUACUGAGAGACAUCUGAGAGCCGC